Gongylonema pulchrum is the source of this 249-nucleotide messenger RNA. NCBI's taxonomy places the organism in Eukaryota, Metazoa, Nematoda, Chromadorea, Rhabditida, Gongylonematidae. The record is from the annotation of a GenBank genome assembly.
AUGACUGAGCUUCCAAUGGCCUUUGCAGCGUCGCCCUCAAUAAAUUGUCUGACUGCGCGGGAAUGUCAGGAACAGAGCUGUGAACACGUGGAUCCUGUUCAGGAAGCUGCAGGACAUUUGAUUUUUUUGGAUAAGCGUUGCUUACUUCACUUUUUGCACAGUCUUGAAUGGGUUGUGGAUGGCAAGAUUCUGGAAGAUAAUUGGUCACGUAGUUCUGCAGUGCAAAUGGAUAUGGCACAGGAUUGUUAA